This is a messenger RNA of Pecten maximus, 3954 nucleotides long. Its product is annotated as golgin subfamily A member 6-like protein 1. NCBI's taxonomy places the organism in Eukaryota, Metazoa, Mollusca, Bivalvia, Pectinida, Pectinidae. The record is from RefSeq and is a predicted model, not a curated record. The transcript has 3 exons. Bases 320 to 1450 code for a protein of 376 amino acids.
GAACUCUUUUCAUAAACCCUUAAAUAACGUCUUCAUACAUUUUUCACAACCAUCAUCUACUGAUCUGUUAUAUUAAUGUUGUAUUAGUGUGUGUACGUACAUGUUUUAACUAUAUGUAUAUGUGGGAUAAUAAUUGAGAUCACUGUUAAUAUUUCUCAUAUUGUUUGCAAUGCCUUAUAAUUAAUUUUUGACUUGUGUUCUAUUUAUAUCUAUAUGACAUUUAAAUUUGGAAAAUUGGAUAUAAAUAUAUAUAUACAUACGUACAUUAUAUAGUAACAUUAUAUAUAUAUAUUAAAUUCCAGAUGAGGAGAUCACAUUCAUGGGCCUCCUUAACACCCUGGUACCUACGGAGAAUGCUUUGUUGAAUGUGUACGUCGGGACAGGAAAGUUUGCCUUCUCUGCAGAUAUCAAACUUGUACUCCGUAACUGUUAUGCUAAAUAUCACAGAGAACCGACCCAGGAAGAGUUUGAGUUAGAAUGGAACCGUAUCAAAGGUACUGGCAUAGAACACUUAAUGGAACAGGUUGAUUUAGAGAAAACAAGAGCCAACAGAACAGAGGAGGAGAAGAUGAGGGCAGAGGAGGAGAAGAUGAGGGCAGAGGAGGAGAAGAUGAGGGCAGAGGAGGAGAAGAUGAGGGCAGAGGAGGAGAAGAUGAGGGCAGAGGAGGAGAAGAUGAGGGCAGAGGAGGAGAAACUGGAGGCUUUGAACAGAGAGGCCAUGCUGAAGGAGGAGAAGAUGAGGGCAGAGGAGGAGAAGAUGAGGGCAGAGGAGGAGAAACUGGAGGCUUUGAACAGGGAGGCCAUGCUGGGGGAGGAAAAAAGGAGGGCAGAGGAGGAGAAGAUGAGGGCAGAGGAGGAGAAACUGGAGGCUUUAAACAGAGAGGCCAUGCUGAAGGAGGAGAAGAUGAGGGCAGAGGAGGAGAAGAUGAGGGCAGAGGAGGAGAAGAUGAGGGCAGAGGAGGAGAAACUGGAGGCUUUGAACAGGGAGGCCAUGCUGGGGGAGGAAAAAAGGAGGGCAGAGGAGGAGAAGAUGAGGGCAGUGGAGGAGAAACUGGAGGCUUUGAACAGAGAGGCCAUGCUGAAGGAGGAGAAGAUGAGGGCAGAGGAGGAGAAGAUGAGGGCAGAGGAGGAGAAGAUGAGGGCAGAGGAGGAGAAGAUGAGGGCAGAGGAGGAGAAAUUAGUGGUUCUUAGUGAUUACAACAAUGCUAUUGAAGUUAGAAAUGAAGCUGUUGAUGAAAUCAUACAAGGACUCAAUAGGGAGGAAAUACUAAAGAAAGAGAAGGAUGAUGAGAGGGCAAAAGCUGAGGCAGAGAGGGCAAAUGCUAAGGCAGAGAGGGCAAAAGCUGAAAUGUUAGAGAAGCAACUAGCAAAGAUGACAGCUCUUUUUGAAAAGGAAAAGAAACAACUUUUAUUACAGAUUCAACAAAUGACUGGAUGUGUGCGAGCGUGAUCUCUUUUUUGUGUGAAACUGGUAUGAAUGUAGUUUCUUCAAUAUUUGGAUACUAAAUCUAGCUCAACAUAUUGUUGGAAUUGUAUAAGAGUCGAGUGUGGAAAGGUACUAAAGGAGAGAGUUUGCUCAUCAAUUCAUUGGUUAUAAAUGUGAUACGAAUGAUAGCUUAUGGUAUGUCUGUGAUUCUCAUCCUUGUUACAUGAUGCAAUUUUUAUCAUUUAGAUAUAGUGUAUAACUUUUUCAAUGUAUUUCCCAUCGAAACGACAGCUAAGAUUCAUUCAAGACAAUGACAUUCAGAAUAUUUUCGAAAUAUCUUCUAUCUGUUAAUUAAAGGUUCUUUUUGACCUUUUGAAAUAAAAAAAAAUUUUAAAAUAUAUUUUUGUUGUUUGAAGUUUUUGUUGUUAUUGAAGUAAUGAUCAUUGGGAUGGAUUUAGAUUUUGAAAGUUGUAAUUUCUUGUGGUAAAAGUUUCAAUUCUCAUGUAUAUUGUGAGGUGUAGAUUGAUAUUUUUAUUACUUGUACAAAUCUUAUGGCAGCAGUUCUGUUCGGUAAAAAGAGUAAACAACUCUUUAUGUACCGUACAGGUGAAAAUUUAAUUAUGCAUUUCUUGUUUAUAUGUAGGUAUAUAUGUAUAUGUGUGUGUGUUUGUGAAUUUGUAUAUAAAAGUAUGUCAUAAUUAUGAUCAUCAUUUAUCGUAGAUUCAAUUGUUUUUCUCAUAUCUCGUUUCAUCUUUACCAUGAUAUUGUCGAUACAUGGGUGACCUCUGUUACCUGUGGCCACCAAAUAUGAAGUGCUAUAUUGAAAUGUUAUUGUAUGUUAUAACUAUGAUAAAAUCUGUUUACACGGAACUAACUAGUACUACCAUGUAAUGUAUAUUGUUUGAAAAUUUUGAUCAGUUUCAAUGAAAACAAAUUGUUUCAAUCUCCCCAGGACCUCCUUGUAAACAAGUUUACCCUUAAUAUGGUAUAUUUUUGAACAAUGAACUACACAAUAGAUAUUAUAAGCCAACAUGCUUUCUCCUUUAAAAUUCUUUCCUCUAUUUUACUAAAAGAUGUGUUAUCUGUCAAAUUCAACACCACCCUUCAAUUGUUAAAAGUUUAUUUUUCUUUCCCUCUUGAGAUGUGCUGGACACAAAAAAAUGUAUUCACAUUAUGAUAAAAUCAUUUAUUUUUUGGAAACUCACAAUAAUUUUUCUAUAUGAUCAUUAUACAUCUUAGAUUCUGUUGUGUAUGUAGGUUUUCUCAAUCAUGGUCAAAGAUGAAAAUAAAAUUGAAUUUGUCCCAUUUUUUAUUGUAUGAUGUAUGUAAUGUGUAUGGUUAGUAACUCUCCUUUGAUGUUUAAGUUUAUUUAAGAUCUGCUGAAGAAAUCAGGAAAUCAUGCAAUACAUGUAUAUGAAAUAAUUCUUAAAGCACAAUCGUUGAACCAUAUCCUCCUUCUGUUCUCAAUACACUAAGGCAGCAAUAAGCUGUACAUCUCGCAACUGUACAGCAUCAUUUAGUAUGUAUUGAGUUCAUGAAGUGUCCAGGCAGCCAAACACCUAAAAUUGACUUACCAGGGAUACCUUUAGAAGAGCUGCAAAAUUUCAAAGGAAAGACACAUCCAAUUUUAAAUUUACUUACAAUUUUAAAUAAGGAGGUUUUCAUGUGGAGAGAUGCUACUUUGAAUAUCAUUGAUAUCAGUACCCCCUGUUACAUAUUUACUUGUUUGUAUUUAUGCAAUGAAUUGUAAUUAUAAUUUAAACAAUUUAGAUAUGAAUGAUAUAUUAAACUUUUAAUGUUAAUGAUUGAAAACUCUUUAAAAGCUAUCAGGUUUUUCCUGCAAUUUAUGAGAUGAUUUUAGGUAAAACGACAUAAAUUUUUUAUGUAAAUUGUUUUUUGAGAUUUUUAAAAGUUAAAAUUAAUUUUCUGCAUAUUUACAAGAUAAUUUUAGAUGAGAUGUUGGUUUUAGCUGGUCUAGAUUGUUGAUGAUUGUUUAUAUGGCAGACAGUUGCUAUAUACAGUGUUACUUACUGAAUUUAUGAAAUGUACAGACAAUACCUAAACAUUUUUAUUUGUAGUAUAUACACCUACAACAAAAUUUUAAAAUGUAAAUAUGGAUGAAAAUUAUUUCAAUUGAUCUUUAUAAGUUUGAAUUCUGGAUAUUUAUUAACUUUCACAUUGUUAUCUUUGAUUUCAUUUCCAAAUUUGUCAUUUUUGUGUUUGUUUUCUCUAAUCUCUUUUGAAUGUGUUAAGUUGUUUUUUUUUUGAGACUUUUUUGUCUUUAUUCCUUAGUGCUCUCCCUUUAUGUGUAUUGACUACAAUAGUGCAUUAUUACAUUACUUUGACGGUAAUGCUACUUGUCUUCAGGUUAGUUAUCCCAUGUGUAGUCUGGAAAGGUAACGAAACUCAUGUAUAUUUUAUCUUUCAUGUAAAUAUUUUGCUAACGAUAUGCAAAUGUAUUUUGUAUAGAUAGAAUAUGAUGCAUACACUAAAUCAUGAAGUAUAUAUAGAAUAAAUGUGAAAUACUG